Messenger RNA from Coffea eugenioides, 2018 nucleotides. RefSeq names its product endo-1,4-beta-xylanase 5-like. The record is from RefSeq and is a predicted model, not a curated record. The transcript has 8 exons. Lineage: Eukaryota; Viridiplantae; Streptophyta; Magnoliopsida; Gentianales; Rubiaceae. The coding region runs from base 175 to 1902 and encodes 575 amino acids. Gene Ontology annotation, molecular function: hydrolase activity, hydrolyzing O-glycosyl compounds. Gene Ontology annotation, biological process: carbohydrate metabolic process.
ACUCCCCGAGAGCCAGGGGGCAUCCACUGUUUAUCUUGUGAAUCCGUCCCACUCCCAUACCCAUCAUCUCUUUGUCAAGUUUCCAGCAGCUACUCCUUCACUGCUGGUUUAGCUAUCAGUUUCUUGCAGGACAUCAACUGGAAUCCAACCAGUUUGUUUCUUUUUUCCAAUAAUAUGCCCAAUUCUUCCCCAAACAAUGCAUCCUCAUUUCUGGGGAAAGAGAAAACAUGGGAGACCAUGGGACGGCCUUCCUCCAUCUGCCUCUUUCUGAUCUUGGGCCUAUUUUCUGGCCUUUCCCUCGCUUCUGCUUUUGACGGGCCACCUUAUGAUUCCUCGGCAUACACGGAGUGUAAGCCGCAUGCGGAGGAGCCACUUUACAAUGGAGGGAUCCUGGAGGAUCAACAGCCAGAGUACACAUGGGUCAUAGGGGCCAAGGGGAAUCCAGUUUAUUCCCCUGCCUUUCGACUGCAAAACCUCGCCCAGGACACCUUUUAUUGUUUUUCCACUUGGGUCAAGAUAAACGAUGCCGGCUCAGUACUCAUAAGGGCCACCCUGGUUACAGAGACAACGACCCAAAAUUGUACCGGGACUGUUGUUGCCGAGCGUGGAUGCUGGUCAUUUCUCAAGGGCGGAUUCGUAUUGACCGCUCCGUCCAGUUCUUCAAUACUAUAUUUGCAGGCUUCAGAGGGCAGAGAUAUCAGUAUGGUGCUUUCCAGCUAUUCCUUGCAGCCAUUCACCGAGGAGCAGUGGAGAUUAAAUCAGCAGUACAAAAUUAACAAGGCAAGGAAGCGAGCAGUCACUAUUCAUGUUUCCAGCAAAGAUGGCGUUGAACUGGAAGGUGCAGAAAUAACAGUAACACAAGUAGCAAAAGAUUUCCCAUUUGGUUCAGCGAUAGCAAAGACCAUCAUCGGGAAUUUGCGAUACCAGAGUUGGUUCAAAGAGCGGUUUAACGCAGCAGUUUUUGAAAAUGAGCUCAAGUGGUAUGCAACAGAGCCUAAACAAGGGCAGAUCAACUACACGACACCUGAUCAAAUGCUGGAGUUGCUACGAGCCAACCAAAUCAUUGUUCGAGGCCACAACAUAUUCUGGGAGGACCCCAAGUACACACCAGAAUGGGUUCUCAACCUGACAGAUUCCAUGCUGCAGUCAGCUGUAAACUCCAGAAUAAAGAGCCUCAUGGAGAAAUACAAAGAAGAAUUUAUCCACUGGGAUGUGAGCAAUGAAAUGCUUCAUUUUGAUUUCUACGAGCAAAGGCUUGGACGAAAUGCCACCUUAAGCUUCUUUGAGACAGCGCAUAAAUCAGACCCCUUAGCAACAUUGUUUCUGAACGAAUUUAACGUGGUUGAGACUUGUGAUGACGUUAAUUCCACAGUAGACACCUAUAUCUCAAGGUUAAGAGAACUCAGGCUAGGCGGAGCAACAAUGGAUGGAAUCGGCCUUGAGGGUCACUUUACAGUACCUAAUCUUCCUCUAAUGAGAGCCAUUCUCGAUAAACUUGCUACGCUAGGACUUCCAAUUUGGCUAACAGAAGUUGAUAUUAGCAAAACUCUUACUAAGGAAACACAAGGUCUUUACCUAGAAGAAGUUUUGCGAGAAGGCUUCUCCCAUCCGUCUGUGAAAGGAAUAAUGAUGUGGACAGCACUUCAUCCAUAUGGCUGUUACCAAAUGUGCCUUACUGAUAAUGAAUUUCAUAACCUUCCUGCGGGAGAUGUGGUUGACAAGCUCCUUAGAGAGUGGCAAACAGGGACGUUAGAGGGCCAUACCGAUGGGCAGGGUUCGUUCAGCUUUCAUGGCUUUCUGGGUGAAUACAAGGUAACUGCCAAAUAUGGUGACAAGAGCGUCAACUCAAGCUUCUCGCUCAGCCAAGGAGAUGAGACUCGACACUUUAAUAUCCAAAUAUAACUCUGGAAUACCACUCUGCACUAGUGUAGUGACCAAUACUUUGGCGCUAAUUUUUUUGGCAAAAGCUUCAUGUGUAUGCAAUCGCGCAAUUACAAAACAAUACGCCAACACUUCAA